AAGAUUCCAGAUGCAGCAGGACACGCUCACCAAGCGCGUCUCAGAGUCGGAGCAUGCCCUGGAUGAGCAUGAGAGACAGACCAUUGCUAUGCAAAAAGAAAUCUCAGACAUCCGCAAGCAAGUGGAGUUCGACAGUGCGGCCCCUGCGAAGACAUUUGUCUCCCCUGGCUUCGAUCGUGAGAUUGAUCCGUCCCAAGUUGCCGUGGCGGCUACGAAGUUGGUUGGGCUCCGGGGCGCGCGCGAAGAGAUCGGCGCCUUCCUCGCCGAGCUCAACUUCCGCGAGGAUGACCGCGACAUCCGCGCUCUCAACCCCUUUCCCGCCAAGGAGUUUUCGAUCGCGUUCGAGGGUGCUGUUGGCGCGGCCCACCGCAAA
Molecule: messenger RNA, 373 nt
Organism: Prorocentrum cordatum
Lineage: Eukaryota; Dinophyceae; Prorocentrales; Prorocentraceae
Source: the annotation of a GenBank genome assembly